Podarcis muralis (Common wall lizard) is the source of this 3074-nucleotide messenger RNA. RefSeq names its product histone deacetylase 3 (gene HDAC3). Gene Ontology annotation, biological process: epigenetic regulation of gene expression. The record is from RefSeq and is a predicted model, not a curated record. Gene Ontology annotation, molecular function: histone deacetylase activity. NCBI's taxonomy places the organism in Eukaryota, Metazoa, Chordata, Lepidosauria, Squamata, Lacertidae.
CGUGUGUGCGUCGGCGGCGUGGUGACGUCGGCGGCGUGGCAGCGCGCGGGUCGCCCGUUACUCGGCGGGGCCGUUCCGCGAGGGGUUGCCAUGGCGAAGACGGUGGCCUACUUCUACGACCCGGACGUGGGGAACUUCCACUACGGAGCGGGACAUCCCAUGAAGCCUCAUCGCUUGGCACUCACCCACAGUCUGGUUCUGCACUAUGGACUCUAUAAGAAGAUGAUUGUAUUUAAACCAUAUCAAGCAUCUCAGCAUGAUAUGUGCCGCUUUCAUUCAGAAGAUUACAUUGACUUCCUUCAGCGAGUGUCUCCAAAUAACAUGCAAGGAUUCACCAAGAGCCUCAAUGCUUUCAAUGUGGGGGAUGACUGUCCAGUGUUCCCAGGGCUGUUUGAAUUUUGUUCUCGAUAUACUGGGGCUUCAUUGCAAGGAGCAACACAACUGAAUAAUAAGAUCUGUGAUAUUGCAAUAAACUGGGCUGGAGGUCUGCACCAUGCCAAGAAGUUUGAGGCUUCUGGGUUUUGUUAUGUCAAUGACAUUGUGAUCGGCAUCUUGGAGCUUCUCAAGUAUCACCCACGUGUACUGUACAUUGACAUAGAUAUCCAUCAUGGAGAUGGUGUUCAGGAGGCUUUUUAUUUGACAGACCGUGUCAUGACAGUGUCCUUUCACAAAUAUGGAAACUACUUCUUCCCUGGUACAGGUGACAUGUACGAAGUGGGAGCUGAGAGUGGCCGUUAUUACUGUCUGAACGUACCUUUGCGUGACGGCAUUGAUGACCAAAGUUACAAACACCUCUUCCAGCCAGUCAUUAAUCAAGUUAUAGAGUUCUAUCAGCCCACGUGCAUAGUGCUGCAGUGUGGUGCUGACUCGCUAGGUUGUGAUCGUCUUGGUUGCUUUAACCUCAGCAUAAGAGGACAUGGGGAAUGUGUAGAAUAUGUAAAGAGUUUCAACAUACCCCUCCUGGUGUUAGGAGGAGGUGGCUACACAGUUCGCAAUGUGGCCCGGUGCUGGACUUAUGAAACAUCAUUACUUGUAGAUGAAGCAAUUAGUGAGGAGCUUCCAUAUAGUGAGUACUUUGAAUACUUUGCUCCAGACUUUACCCUCCACCCUGAUGUCAGCACUCGAAUUGAAAAUCAGAACUCGAGGCAGUACUUAGAUCAAAUUCGGCAAACUAUAUUUGAGAAUUUGAAGAUGCUGAACCAUGCACCCAGUGUCCAGAUCCAUGACGUCCCUUCUGAUUUGCUGAAUUUUGAUCGCCCAGAUGAGCCUGAUCCUGAAGAGAGAGGUUCUGAGGAGAACUACAGCAGGCCGGAGGCUUCAAAUGAGUUCUACGAUGGUGACCAUGAUAACGAUAAAGAAAGUGAUGUGGAGAUAUGAUGCCUGAAUCAUGGGAGUGUGAACAGUGCGGAGAUCACAGGAUGGUGGUGCUAUAAGGAUGCAGCGGGUUCCAGUGGAAAGCCUCUGUCCUGUCGCUAAGUGAUGGCAGCAGGACUGCUGAAUCAUGCAAUUACUGGGGCGCAAAAGACAUUGAGAGGUUUAUGGUCCUCCCAGAGCCUUUCCCAUCCCUUGAGACUGUGCCUUUGCCACUGUUUGUGGAAAAAGAAUUUCAUAAUUUCAUGUUCACACAAGUCUGUUUCAAUGCUGUGUGACCAGCUGUUGGGUCUCAUUCUGCAGUGACUUUGUCUCCCUUGCAGACAACAAGAAGCACUGUUGCACUUGGACAUUUCUUCUGACUUCUUUUGAAACAGGUUUGUGUAUGUGAGGUGUUCUGCUGAAGCAGCUGGUUUUAAAUCCAAAAAAAGCUGCAGUGUAAAAGUCAGUCGUUUGCCAGUUUUUCAGCCAACCAGAGUCCCGUGUUAAAGUAAAUCAGAUAAAAGGGAGAACCGGAUAAUGGUUAAUAUUUUGCUGAGCCAGUAAUGGAGGUUGGAACGGUCAGUUUUGCGGCUGACCCAACAAUGCUGGUUCAUUUAGCACAGAUUUCUUCAUAGGAGGUAUUUUUGUAGCAGCUCAUUUUCAAAAUCAGGGCAUGUUGAAAAAACUUACCCAUGUGGGAUAUUUGAGGGACAGAAGGCUGGGGGUGGGUGGGUGUUGUUUCUUAAUAUUUCUUCUGGUCACACUGUGUACUUGGUACCAAAGUGGCAUCCCCCCCCAAAAAAAACCCUGUCAAUGGAGAAUUUUGUUUUGCAUGAGUGUUGAUUACAUUCACACACUAGUGCAGGGUUUCCCAACCCUUGGCCUCCAGCUGGUUUCAUACUACAAUUCCCAUCAUCCCUGACCACUGGUAUUGCUAGCUAGGGAUGAUGGGAGCUGUAGUCCAAGAACAGCUGGAGACCCCAAGGCUGGGAAAUGCUGGAUUGUGCACCUAUGUACCACUCAGUGUACCCCCAAGAGUGACCUUUCCACAGACGUCACCUUUGGUUUCAUGGAAGUCAUGCUGCUUAACAAAAGAAUGUUACAUGGAUUGUAGGGGGAGACCUGGGCCAAAGAUGGUUAUGUUGUUGUGGAAAGUCUUCCUAUUGUUGAGCUUCUCCCUUCUGUGACCCUUUACACAUUUUAAUGAGUCAUGCCUUCUGAGCAUGUGCUCAGGCAGAGGCUUUGUUCCUAAAUAAAUUUUAAGGAACUUUAUGAAAGGAAAGCUUCCUGUCCCCUCUUCCCCCCUGAACCACAUUCCAUAUUGUUCAGGAGGGUCCCCCAGACCACCCAGAGAGGAUAUUCUUUUUCAGGGUAAGGGGGGAUGCACACAGUGGGGAGAAGUGGACAGGAAACAUCUCUUCCACAAGCUUCCUUAAAAAUAAAGUUCUUUUUGGAUCCAAGCAAAAAUAUGAAAGGCUUCUCUAAUUUUAACUGCAAGUUCUCUUUCCUUUGUGACUACAUAGCCAUUGAUGCAAUGUGUGCCUCAGUUUGGCUGUGGUCUUACUGGUCUUAAGCUGUAUGUGUAUGCAGAUACUUGCCAUCAGUGUUAUGAAGACUUCACUGCGGGUAGAAUGGCAGAACAGCAACUGAUCUUUUCUUCCUUAUGCUCAUAUUUUACUAAUGCUUUUAAAAUAUUAAACAACAGGAUGGUGUUUUUCUUA